ACUGAAGCGGGAUCCAAACAUUUAUCAAUCACCACUUUGGCAUCCCACUUGAAAAUAACAUGCGUAAGACUCUUGCUAUUAUACGUAGAAAUUUCAUCUCGCAAGGCAAACAGCUCAACCACCAACGGAAUGUCAAUGAACGUAUCCAUGUGACCCUUCUCCAAUAACUACGACGUAACUGAAAUUGAUUCUUGGAGAAGAGGUUGUUGGGUAUGUUAGGUCGGGCUCUGGUUUGAAUGUCUAGAGCUGAGUGACAAACAUCCUGGAACGUCCUCAUUCACAUGGAAGAACCAUUGGGAUGCUAAAGUCUAUGGUUGUAGAUUGUUGGCCUAAAAUAGAACCAUGCAACGGUUCUUUCAAAUUCGCCACAAUAGAGAAACAACUUGUAAAAUCAAAUAGGCGAUGAAACUGAACACGUUGACCUUUCUCAUCACAAUUCAAAUAGACAAACACAAGAACAUAUGAACACGAAUUCCCAUGGAAAUAUAGAAAAAAUCAGAACACCAGCCGACCCUACUGGUCACUGGACGAACAACAUGACAGUCUGAAAAAACAAAAGAACGAAUAUAUUCUUCCGAAAGAUAGAAGAAGCCCACUCGAUCUUGAAUCUGUUUACUGUUUUUAUAAGUUGGGCUGGGCUGGGCCCAAGCCACGAUAAACCAUAAUCUGGGCAGACGAGUAAAUGCCGACCACUGAAACGGAGCGUUUGGCAGCUGUCGGCGGCGAUAGCCAGCUAAAAAGCGACGGUGGCGCUCAUAUAAAAUGAAAAAAUUCCCCGCGCGAAAGCGACGGUGAAGCUUCCUACCAAAAAAGUCAGCAGUCGUCAAAAAAAUCAAAACACACGAUUCCUGCCAUUUCAACUACCGCUCGAUUCUCUCCGAUUGGCGUUCCGAUUCACAUUUGGAUUCUCCUCUGUGUGCGGAUUCUGAUGUUUCUCUCCCUCGAUCCUUGAGAAGACGGUACGACUUUUGUUUAGAUUGUGGAUCUGAAAAGAAAGCCGGUAGAGUAUGGCGGAAGGAAGCUUUUGGCCGGCGAUGGAUCUGUUGCGGUCGGAGCCAAUGCAGUUGGUUCAGCUCAUCAUUCCGAUGGAAUCGGCUCACCGCACUAUCUCUUAUCUCGGCGACCUCGGCCUCUUCCAAUUCAAAGACCUGAAUCCUGAGAAGAGCCCAUUCCAGAGGACUUAUGCUGGUCAGAUCAAAAGAUGUGCAGAAAUGGCACGCAAGCUACGUUUCUUCAAGGACCAGAUGAAGAAGACUGGUUUGUCACCUUCAACAAGGACUAUAAACACUGAGAUUGAUUUAGACAGUUUGGAGGUGAAGCUUGGAGAACUAGAAUCUGAGUUAAUGGAAAUCAAUGCAAAUGAUGAGAAGCUGAGGCACACUUAUAAUGAACUGUUAGAGUACAAGCUUGUUCUGCAGAAGGCUGGUGAAUUUUUUAACUCAGCUCAAAGCACUGCUGCUGCUCACCAGAGAGAGUUUGAAGCACAAAGUGGUGGAGAAGGUUCCAUUGACAGUCCAUUACUAUUGGAACAGGAAAUGACAACCGAUCCAUCAAAACAUGUUAAGUUGGGAUUUAUUAGUGGCCUUGUUCCUAGAGAUAAAGCUAUGGCUUUUGAGAGGAUUCUGUUCCGUGCAACCAGAGGCAAUGUGUUUCUGAAGCAAUCUGUUGUCGAAAAUCUGGUCGUUGAUCCAGCAUCGGGAGAGAAGGUUGAGAAAAAUGUAUUCAUAGUUUUCUAUUCUGGUGAACGAGCCAAAAACAAAAUUCUGAAAAUUUGUGAAGCUUAUGGAGCAAACCGCUACCCAUUCACAGAGGACCUUGGCAAACAGUUUCAGAUGAUUACUGAGGUUUCUGGAAGACUUUCAGAACUCAAGACUACCAUAGAUGUUGGAAAGGCACACCAGAGCAAUCUAUUACAGAGAAUCGGCUUUCAGAUUGAGCAAUGGACCGCCCUGGUAAAGCAGGAAAAAUCUGUCUAUCACACUUUAAACAUGCUGAGUAUAGAUGUCACAAAGAAGUGCCUUGUUGCUGAAGGUUGGUGCCCUGUUUAUGCAGCCCAUAAGUUCCAGGAUACACUGCAGCAGGCAAGACUGGACAGCAACUCACAGAUAGGAGGCAUAUUCCAAGUUUUGCAGACAAAGGAAUCACCGCCUACUUAUUUCCGUACAAAUAAAUUCACGACGCCGUUUCAAGAGAUUGUUGAUGCUUAUGGGGUUGCAAAGUACCGUGAAGCAAAUCCUGGUGUUUUUACAAUCGUGACAUUCCCAUUCCUUUUUGCUGUGAUGUUCGGUGACUGGGGCCACGGUAUUUGCUUACUGCUGGCCUCCUUAUAUUUAAUUGCUAUGGAAAAGAAGUACUCUAACCAGAAGCUUGGCGACAUCCUGGAAAUGACAUUCGGCGGGCGUUAUCUUAUCUUGAUGAUGUCAAUCUUCUCAAUAUACACUGGACUCAUAUACAAUGAAUUCUUUUCUGUCCCUUUUGAACUCUUUGGCCCAUCUGCCUACUCUUGCCGUGACUCAUCUUGCAAGGAUGCAUAUAAGGCUGGUCUAGUUAAGGUGCGUGACACUUAUCCAUUUGGUGUGGAUCCUGUGUGGCAUGGAACGCGGAGCGAGUUACCUUUUCUCAACUCAAUGAAAAUGAAGAUGUCGAUUCUCUUUGGAGUAGCACAGAUGAACCUUGGAAUAAUACUGAGCUACUUCAAUGCAAAGUUCUUUUCCAAUAACCUCAAUGUCCGAUAUCAGUUUGUACCCCAAAUGAUUUUCUUAAACAGCUUAUUCGGCUACCUCGCUCUCCUCAUUAUAGUGAAAUGGUGCUCGGGCUCACAAGCUGAUCUGUACCAUGUGAUGAUAUACAUGUUCCUCAGUCCUACCGAUGAUCUGGGAGAGAAUCAGCUCUUUUUCGGCCAAAAAUAUCUUCAGAUGCUGCUGCUCGUAUUAGCCCUUGUUGCAGUACCAUGGAUGUUAUUUCCUAAGCCUUUCUUGUUGAAGAAGCAACACGAGGAAAGGCACCAAGGUCAAUCCUAUGCCCUACUCUAUAACGCGGAUGACAACCUUGAAACCGAGCAUCAUUCCAGCUCCCAUGGUCAUGAAGAGUUUGAAUUCAGCGAGGUCUUCGUCCAUCAGCUUAUACACACCAUAGAGUUUGUGCUCGGAUCGGUGUCUAACACAGCAUCAUACUUGCGCCUCUGGGCCCUCAGUCUAGCCCACUCGGAGCUUUCAAGUGUCUUCUAUGACAAGGUUCUGCUCUUUUCAUGGGAGUUGAACAAUAGGGUCGUUCUUAUCAUCGGCAUUAUCGUGUUUGUAUGUGCAACUGUUGGUGUUUUACUCGUCAUGGAAACCCUGAGUGCAUUCCUCCAUGCAAUGCGGCUUCAUUGGAUUGAAUUCCAGAACAAGUUCUACGAGGGAGAUGGAUACAAGUUCUCCCCCUUCUCAUUUACUCUCCUGCUGAGUGAAGAGGAUGAAGCAGCAUGAAUAUAGUAACUCGUAAGUUCGAAUUGUUCUGAACUUAUGGUACAGAGGCUACAAGCAAUUCUUUUGAACUCAACAAUUGAGAAUGCACGUUAUAGUAACUAAUUCUUCAGGCUCCUGGCUGUUGGCAGGACGAACACUCUGGCUGGAUAUCUUGGCUGUCCCCUGCCGACUAUGAACUAAAUUCAUUGCAGUGGCAAUUGGUACAUCGUUGCCUCUAACCCGAUUCAUUUCUCUGCCACAGUUCGUUAAAUUUGUUCGGCCUCCUACAUUGUAUCAUCCAUUGGUUACUUCCUAGGUUAUACUUUGAAAUGUAAUGUAAUAUUCGUGUUGUGAAUAAUAAGAAAAACCGAUUUUUGUACCCUGCUAUUAGAAUCAAAUUCAAAAUGCAAGACACUAUCUAAAGCACAUUCAUCUGAUAAUCCUGCGCACGGUCUUCGAACAAUCACAAGCAAUCAGGAUAUAACUAAACAUUAAGCAUUAACAUAGUAUCGUUUACCUGAAUUCAAAUUACAUAGCAUCAAAGCUUAAGUACCACGGUUAUGCCUUACAAACCCAUUACCUAAAGACAGCAGUUUAUGCCUACAGAGCUUUUCUUCUUAUAUACACACAGGGCUCCAUUUUGCCUUACAUAAAUUAUGCAGGAAGCG
Messenger RNA from Linum trigynum, 4114 nucleotides. Lineage: Eukaryota; Viridiplantae; Streptophyta; Magnoliopsida; Malpighiales; Linaceae. The record is from the annotation of a GenBank genome assembly.